AUGUACUUUCUGCAACACUUCCUCAGACGGCAAAAGUAGUUGAAGCCUUGCAGGUGAAGAAUGGUCAAUGCACCAUCAAGAACCCGUUCAAAAGACCAGACUGAGGAUGAAGUGUUGCUUGCUGGUUUAGUGAUGGUGUGCAUCCAAAGCAUAUUGAGUUAUGAUAAUGGGAGGGAGAUUGGACAGUUAACUCUCCAACAUUUCCCUUACUCUAAAGUUUGGAACUUUCUGCAACAUUACAGUAAAGCAGCAAAACUUUGAAAACUGAUGAAAAUUGGAGAUGAGUCACUGAAUAUCGUAUUAUAUCUACAAGAUGGUAGAGUUAAAAUUAGCUUCUUAAUAUAGACUUUUCAAGAUU
Molecule: messenger RNA, 358 nt
Organism: Arabidopsis arenosa
Lineage: Eukaryota; Viridiplantae; Streptophyta; Magnoliopsida; Brassicales; Brassicaceae
Source: the annotation of a GenBank genome assembly